CCCCAGCGGGUGCUCACGGCCGAUUUCUGCGACGGCUGCAAGAUCAGCAACGUGGAGGGGAUCCAGGAGAUGGGGCUGGGGCUGCGAGACACCGCAGAGAAGCUGAUCCAGGUGUUUGCUGAGCAGAUUUUCUACACCGGGUUCAUCCACGCGGACCCUCACCCCGGGAACGUGCUGGUCCGGCGGGGCCCCGACGGCAAAGCUCAGCUGGUGCUGCUGGACCACGGCCUGUACGAGACCCUCAGCGAGAGGGACCGGGUGUCGCUGUGUGGGCUCUGGAGAUCGAUCGUCCUGCGCGACCACGACGGGAUGAGGGACAGGGCGGCCGAGCUGGGGGUGCAGGACUACGUGCUGUUCUCGGAGAUGCUGAUGCAGCGGCCGCUGGGCCGGGGGUCGCUGCUGGGCCGGGGGCGCGCGCUGAGCGCGGAGGAGCGGGGGUACCUGCAGGCCAUGGCGGGGCAGCGCUUCCCCCACAUCGUGGCCGUGCUGCGCGCGCUGCCCCGCCCGAUGCUGCUCGUCUUCCGCAACAUCAACACCGUGCGCAGCGUCCACGCCGCGCUGGGCGCGCCCGCGGACAGAUACGGGCUCAUGGCGCGCAGCGCCGUGCGCAGCUGGAGCCGCCUGUGCCGGGGGUCCCGGGGGUCUCUGGGGCAGCGACUUUGGCUGCACUGGGAGAGCCUCAAGUUCGAGGUGGCCCUCAGGUUCGAGUCCCUUCGGGCCCGGUUGGCGGCGGCGGCGCUGCGGCUGCUGAGCCGCUGGGGGGCGCUGCCGCACGGGGAGCAGCUGCAGAGACUCCUCCAGGCCUGAGGGGGGCGCUGCAGGGACCCGAACAGCCCCAGAAACGCCCCAAAAACGACACCAAAAACUCACCCCAAAAACUCACCCCGCACGGAAACACCGAGGGGAUCGGCUGCAGAGAGUCCUCAGGGCCCGGGGGUGUGCCAGAGACACCAGAACCGCCCCAAAUUACCCCAAAAACUCAUUCAUAAACCCUGAGCGGAGCAGCUGCAGAGAGUCCUCCGGGCCUGAGAGGGCGCCACAGGAACCCAAAACAGCCCCAAAUUACCCCAAAAACUCAUCCCAAAAUAAACUCCAAACAUUAACACCGAGGGGAGCAGCUGCAGAGAGUCCUCCGGGCCUGGGGGGGUGCCCAAGACACCCAAAACUGCCCGGAAUUGCCCCAAAACCAGUGGCCCCUGCUCCAGGGGGGUGCCAAAAACAACCCUAAACACCCCCAAAACCGACCAAACGCCCAGCAAAGCCUUUCUCAAACCCCCAGCUCCUCCCCCCAGACUGGCUGUGAGCCCCCAAUAAACCCCCCGUGACCCACGGGCACCCCAGGAGCA
Molecule: messenger RNA, 1346 nt
Organism: Myiozetetes cayanensis
Lineage: Eukaryota; Metazoa; Chordata; Aves; Passeriformes; Tyrannidae
Exons: 7
Source: RefSeq, a predicted model, not a curated record